Messenger RNA from Auanema sp. JU1783, 486 nucleotides. Lineage: Eukaryota; Metazoa; Nematoda; Chromadorea; Rhabditida; Rhabditidae. The record is from the annotation of a GenBank genome assembly.
AUGGAGAAAACUGUUCGUCUUUCUUCCAGUGAUGGAACUGUCUGUCGUAUUCCACGUGACUGUGUGAAACAAUCCGCAUUGUUGGAUACAAUAAUUAAUGAUCUUAAACUGGACGAUGAUGAUGAAUCCAAAGUCAUCCCCCUUCCUAAAAUUAACUCGAGCAUCUUGAAGAAGGUGGUUCUAUAUCUUGAGCAUCACCGUCACGAUAUCGCUCCUGCUGACCAGAACGUUGAGAAGGGUAACGAAGAAAUUGGGGCUUGGGAUACUGCUUUCCUUAAAGUCGAUCAAGCUACCUUGUUCGAGCUGAUUAUGGCCGCCAACUAUAUGGAUAUCAAGGGGCUUUUGGAUGCUUCCUGUAAGGCUGUUGCUACGAUGAUUCGAGGAAAAUGUCCAGAUGAGAUCAGAAGAACUUUCAAUAUUAAGAAUGAUUUUUCGCCCGAUGAGGAGAAUCUGAUCAGAAAGGAGAAUGCCUGGUGUGAAGACUAA